AUGGAUAAGACAACGGAUGGACUCCAUCAAGAGCGUAACAAUGGAGCCGAAGAUGUCACUAUGACAUUAGUUAACAGCGAUGAGAGAGUCGCUAUUCUCGAUGCAGGUGCCCAAUAUGGGAAGGUAAUUGAUCGCAAAGUACGAGAGUUGAAUGUACAAUGUGAAAUAUUGCCAUUGGAUACUCCAGCAUUUACCCUUAAAGAAAAGGGAUACAAGGCUAUUAUCAUUUCCGGAGGACCCAGUUCUGUUUACGCAGAAGAUGCACCGAGAUAUGACGGUGAUAUUUUCCGAAUAGGUAUUCCAGUACUGGGGAUUUGCUACGGGAUGCAAAUGAUGAAUAAGGAAUUUGGAGGGACAGUUCAGAGGAAAGAAGGCCGUGAAGAUGGACAAUUUUCCAUAGAAGUUGACUCCAAGUGUCUUCUAUUCAAAGGCUUAGAAAAAGAUCAGUUAGUUUUAUUAACCCACGGAGAUAGCAUCGAUAGGGUUGCUGAUUGUUUUCGCGCUACGGCAAAAUCUACAAACUUUAUCGUUGGAAUAUCCAGCGAUAAGAUGAAUUUGUACGGGGUACAAUUUCAUCCUGAAGUUGAUUUAACGACAAACGGAAAGCAAAUUCUACAUAACUUUUUGUUUGGUUUGCUUGUGAGCGGAGGAGUUGAUUCAACUGUAUGCGCGGCAUUAUUACAUAAAGCAUUGAGUAAAGAGCAAGUAAUACCUUUACAUAUUAAUAAUGGAUUUAUGCGCAAAGGCGAGACACCCUUUGUUGAACAAAGUCUAGCCGAAUUGGGAGUAAAGUUGCGUGUUAUAAAUGCAACUCACAAUUUUAUGGAAGGUACUACUUCAGUGCCUCUUGAUCAUGUAUCACCGACAAACAUUGCCAACAACAAGGGCAUAGGCGUUACGGCUAUUGGCCCGAGAAUUAGAAUAACUAAAAUGCUGUGUCAGACAACAAGCCCUGAGGAAAAACGUAAAAUAAUCGGUGAUGUGUUUGUCCGCGUUGCCAACGACGCAAUGACGGAAAUGGGAUUGAAGCCUGAGCAAGUUUUUCUAGGACAGGGUACGCUGAGGCCCGACCUUAUUGAAAGUGCCAGCGCACUUGCCAGUGGUAAAGCUGAUGCUAUUAAAACACAUCACAAUGACAGUGAACUUGUGAGAGCUUUAAGGUCUCAAGGACGAGUUGUUGAACCGCUUAAAGAUUUUCACAAAGAUGAAGUGAGACAGAUUGGAUGUGAUCUAGGAUUACCAGCCCCUCUUGUUCAACGACAUCCAUUUCCUGGUCCUGGUUUAGCAAUACGUAUUCUAUGUGCUGAUGAGCCUUAUAUGGACAAAGAUUUUUCUGAAACUCAGGUAAUCGUAAAAAUAAUGGCUGAAUAUGAGCAAAUGCUCCAAAAAAAACACGCACUAUUAAAUCGUGUUGAAAGUGCAACAAGUGAAUCUGAACGGCAACAUUUACGCAGAGUAUCCAGUGAAAAUCACAUUGCUGCGACAUUGUUACCAAUACGCAGCGUUGGAGUACAAGGCGACCGAAGAAGUUAUAGUUACGUGGUUGGACUGUCGUGUCAGGGACCUGAGCCAGAUAAGGAACUGCCACUAGAGAAUGUAAUCUGGGAAGAUUUAUUAUUCCUAGCAAGACUGAUCCCUCGCGUGUGUCACAACGUGAAUCGUAUCUGUUAUAUAUUUGGGCCGAUAGUUCAGCAUCCAAUAACAGACAUUACACCAACGCAUCUCACCUCAAAUGUUAUCUCGACACUCCGACAAGCCGAUCACUUGGCUAAUCAAGUACUAGUGUCAAAUAACUGUAUGAAUGCAAUCAGUCAGAUGCCAGUUGUAUUGAUACCUGUGCAUUUUGAUCGAGAUGCUGCAUCUCGGGUGCCUUCAUGUCAACGUUCUGUUGUACUUAGGCCUUUCUGUUCAAGUGAUUUUAUGACUGGUACACCGGCUAUACCUGGCAAUCAAUUGCCAAUACAUGUUAUUAAAAAAAUGAUUGCCGAAAUUUCAACAGUACCAGGGAUAUCACGCGUACUUUACGAUUUGUCAUCAAAACCACCUGGUACCACCGAAUGGGAAUAA
Molecule: messenger RNA, 2067 nt
Organism: Cotesia congregata
Lineage: Eukaryota; Metazoa; Arthropoda; Insecta; Hymenoptera; Braconidae
Source: the annotation of a GenBank genome assembly